Molecule: messenger RNA, 1962 nt
Organism: Hordeum vulgare subsp. vulgare (domesticated barley)
Lineage: Eukaryota; Viridiplantae; Streptophyta; Magnoliopsida; Poales; Poaceae
Exons: 8
Coding region: 29-976 (315 amino acids)
Source: RefSeq, a predicted model, not a curated record
GCCCAGGUCUAUCCGGCCGGCAGCAGCAAUGCCGGCCACCAUGCCGCUAACCUUCUCCCCGCCCCACCUCCUCCUCCUCCGCCGCCGCCAAGCCAAGGUCCAGCAGCCCCGCUCCACGGCCCGCCUCCCAUGCCGGCUCCGCUGCGUCCCCGACGAGAUCGCGGCGAAGCAGCAGCAAGGGGAAGAGGAGGAGGAGCUGGUGCUCCUCGCAUCCUACCGCACCGACUUCAACGAGGUCAUCAUGGUCAUCGACUCGCCCUCCAACCGCUACCUCGUCCUCGACCCCACUCGGAACGUCCACAGCAUUCUCCCCAAGAAGAGCGCCUGGACCAAUUCCUACUGGGAUGAGUGCGUCAGCCUACCUACCGUUGUUCCACGCGGUCCUGUUGCAAUUCUAGGUUUGGGUGCUGGUACAGCAGCACAUAUGAUGCUAGAAGUUUGGCCUUGGAUACAACUUAUCGGAUGGGAGAUAGAUCCGACGGUAAUUGAAUUGUCGAGGGAUUAUUUUGGUAUGUCCACUUUAGAGAAGACCACGGAACUAGGUGGUUCACUUUCAGUGCAUAUUGGCGAUGCACUUUCCCCAUCGGCUACAGUUGAAGGAGGAUUUGCUGGUAUCGUUGUUGAUUUAUUUGCUCAUGGAGAAGUCUUACCUCAGCUACAGGAAGCUGAAACUUGGUUAGGGAUUGCGAAAAAGCUGAUGCCGGAUGGUCGAAUCAUGGUCAACUGCGGGGGAGCAGAUACCGCCGUAUCUCUUGCCGCCGACACGGGUGUUUCUUCCUGGGUGCAGAACCCUACCAUCAAGGCUCUAUGCUCUGCAUUCCCUGGGAAGCUAAACUGGAAGAGGCUUUCGGAGAAGGAGAGCGUAAACUACGUGGCGCUGACGGGUCCCCUUCCGGACCUGGAGGAGUGGUCAACCUCGGUUCCGAGCGAGUUGAGCACGAGGGUGAAACAAUGGGUGCCCUGUGAGCUCGCGUGAGGACAUACGUUUCAGCGCUUGCGCCUUGCUUGCUGUAACAGACAGCAGGUACCAUGCCGUUGAGCAUCCUUGAUCAUUCCGUGCACCAAUUCAUCAUGAGCCCAUCUGAACCAUUGAAUUGUGUUAAUAGCUCACUUGCUACUUGUUGAAGGUGUACUUGAGGCCAUCGAUCUGCAUUUGAAGAAGUACCAUAUCUGUGAGCACUCGCAUGUCCAAGGAAGAAGGUGAUGUUCCUCAAGUUUGAAGAACAGCGGAGGCGAUGCGGCUGAUCCUCAAAUCGAGCUGGGGCGACGAACCGCGCUACAAUUCAUUGCUGACCUGCUGUUAAUUCACAUUCACCAUCUCCAUGUCUUUGCAGUGUCCAAAGUGGCAAAGUCCAUUUGUUUUGUCUGAGCAGCCGUUGUCCAAUGGCUUCUGCAGGCAACCGAUGUUCGUUGGCAUCUGCCAGUGCAAUUUGUAGUUGUCUUUGCCAGUGCAUGCCAGUGCAGUUUGUAGUUGUGGCUUCAGAUUCUUCCACGGCUGUCCUUGUUUGUUUGACACAAAAACUGAGAGCAAAACAAAUCCCAAAUAAACAAGUGAGAGCAAUGCCUAGGAUCUGUUUUCUGACACAUGCUAGCCAAUUCGUUCAAUCACAUCUCAGACCUCGCCAUUCCCAUUAGGAUGGAUGGAUACUCCUUUCGGCUUUGUUCGGUUGAAAGGGAUUUAGAAGGGGUUUGAUACGGAUUGAGAUGGAUAUAAUCCCCUACAAGUCAAAAUCCACCCCAAUCUCCUUCAAUCCUCUUAAGAAGAGGUGUAACCGAACGAGGCCUUCACGGUUUUCGGCAACCGGAAAGGAAUAAAUGAAAAAGAUUAAAUCAGUGCUGACUGACCGGCCCGUGUCAGCCAGGUCAACUCCCGCAGUCAAGGGCGCAAGGGCAGCCCAUUCCAACAUUCUGCAAGAUUGGUUAGACCUGCACUCGGGGAACCGAUAUGUUCUGACAGGGGUU